UAGGCGCUGAGAGUGAGUCCUUGAAACAAAGAAGAGCACAAAUCCUGUCCCGAGGACUUCCUAAGCAGAAGCCUAUAGAAGGUGUUAGAGAAGUCAUUGUUGUGGCCUCUGGAAAGGGCGGUGUUGGAAAGUCUACCACCGCAGUGAACCUUGCUCUCGCGCUGGCAGCGAAUGAUUCGUCCAAGGCGGUUGGCUUGUUAGAUGUGGAUGUGUAUGGUCCUUCCAUUCCAAAGAUGAUGAACCUGAGAGGAAAUCCAGAAUUAUCACCAAAUAACCUAAUGAGGCCUCUUUUGAAUUAUGGUAUUGCUUGUAUGUCAAUGGGCUUUUUGGUUGAAGAGACUGCGCCACUUGUUUGGAGAGGCCUUAUGGUAAUGUCAGCCAUUGAGAAACUAUUGAGACAGGUUGAUUGGGGUCAGCUGGACUAUUUAGUUGUGGACAUGCCACCAGGAACAGGAGACGUGCAGUUGUCAGUUUCACAGAAUAUUCCCAUUUCAGGUGCUGUGAUUGUCUCCACACCUCAGGACAUUGCACUGAUGGAUGCACACAAGGGUGCAGAGAUGUUUCGGAAAGUCAAUGUGCCUGUUCUUGGUCUUGUCCAAAACAUGAGUGUCUUCCAGUGUCCAAAAUGUAAACACAAAACCCAUAUUUUUGGUGCUGAUGGUGCAAGAAAACUAGCACAGACCCUUGAUCUUGAUGUUCUAGGAGAUGUUCCCUUGCACCUCAGUAUAAGGGAAGCUUCGGAUAUGGGUCAACCAGUUGUCUUUUCUCAGCCUGGAAGUGAUGAGGCCAAAGCUUACCUGCAUAUUGCUUCAGAAGUGGUAAGAAGAUUGAAAUCAUCUCCAGAAUGAUUCCCAAGUACCCAGGAAAUUGUCCUGGUAUUUGAUAAUGAUGAACUGUCAAACAUGAGUAUUGUGGUAGUGUGGAACCCACAAAAAUCAUGACGAUUCUGAUUAUUUUCUUUCAUCUCUAAAGAAAUAAUGUCUCAUUUUCAGAUUUGAUUUGACAACCUAUGACUCGCAAAUAAAAUGUUCAUGUAUGUGUGC
Messenger RNA from Mus pahari (shrew mouse), 1043 nucleotides. It is a transcript of the gene Nubpl, whose product is annotated as nucleotide binding protein like. The record is from RefSeq and is a predicted model, not a curated record. Gene Ontology annotation, cellular component: mitochondrion. The transcript has 10 exons. Gene Ontology annotation, biological process: mitochondrial respiratory chain complex I assembly; iron-sulfur cluster assembly. NCBI's taxonomy places the organism in Eukaryota, Metazoa, Chordata, Mammalia, Rodentia, Muridae. Gene Ontology annotation, molecular function: ATP binding; ATP-dependent FeS chaperone activity; 4 iron, 4 sulfur cluster binding. Bases 234 to 848 code for a protein of 204 amino acids.